AUAGUACCUAUACAACACCGCGAAGGCAAGAAUGGCACACCUUUGUGCGCACACGGACCGCACACAACAGCGCUUGCGCACUGGCAGUUGCUAUCCUACGUCAUAAAUAUAAAUAGAACUCUAUUUACAUCUAUGUAGGGCCUACUGCGGUGCAUGAGCGAGAGUGAGUGGUGCAUGGACGACUGACAGAGGGAACAGGGGACAUGUCGAUAUAGAAGCCUGCCAUUUGCUUUCGCCAAGCCUGCGGACACAAAUACAGGCUAACAUAAAGCUGACCCUCGGCUAUCAAUGCACGUCUUGUAACGAAAUACGCAGAAAAAACUCUAGCAUCGCCAAAGGCUCACCGUUACGGACAGUAUAUAUACUUAUAAACGCACUCUCUACCGUCACGGAACAUUGAUCUGAACUGAGGACGAAGCCAAAUUUUCUAAAACGGGGUCGACUGCGCCUUUUGUUGCACAUACAUAGCAAGUCGGCUAUUUUCACUUGCAUUGUGCAACGCGUAAACGCAGCAGCCAGAAAUCUGUUGGGGGACUCAACAAGACGAAGGCUGUUCACAGGCACCUCCACGAUGCCGUCGCUUCCCAACAUGUCUACCAUCGACACGAAGCUUGUGGUAGUCGGAGUAGCGGCAACGGCUGCCGUUGGCAUAGCAACGUACGCGUUAUACUUACGGAGACAGAGGCAAAAGAUGUUGGCAGGCCUGAAGGCAAUAGAUUUUGGCGGUCAAAAUUGGUAUGAAGCUCCAGGCACAACAAUUUACGUCUCAGAAGAUCACAUAUUGAGAUUGGAGGAAACAAACAACUUCGAGAUUCGUUCAGACGACAUCUGGGUCAUUACGUACCCUAAGUGUGGUACCACAUGGACGCAGGAAAUCGUCUGGCUCGUAUGCAACAACGCCGACAGAGAAACGGCCAACACUGUAGAACUGGAUACACGCUUCCCGUUCUUUGAGUACCCGUUCAGUAAUCGGAGGCCUGCGAUCAAAAAGAUGCCCUCGCCACGUCUAAUUAAGACUCACCUCGCACUACCUGUACUGCCUCACCAGAUAAGGGAAAAGAAGCCAAAGAUUAUCUAUACGAUGAGAAAUCCAAAGGACACUUGUGUUUCAAUGUACCACUUCUUAAAGAUGCUAACGCUCUUCAACUACAAAGGCAAUUUCGAGGAGUUUGCAAAGGAGUUCUUCAUGGAUAUUGUGGUUGGUCACGGAUCUUUUUGGGACCAUCACCUUGACUACUGGAGGCUAAGAGACGAACCGAAUAUGCUUCUGCUAAAGUAUGAAGACAUGAUUACGGAUCUGAACAAGGAGGUGAAGAGGAUAGCGGCAUUCCUGGACAAGGAGCUAACUGAGGAGCAAGUGCAAACCAUCGUCGAACACUGCACAUUCAAGACGAUGAAGAACAAUUCUGCAAGCAACCAAUCUCAUCUGCAGAACAUUGGAUUCACGAGAGCUGGGAUGGGCGAUUUCAUGCGUAAAGGAAAAAUUGGAGACUGGAAGAAUUACUUCACUCCCGAGCUGAACGACAUGGUGGACCAACUGAACAAGAAGUGGCUGGAGCCUGAAGGACUAACGUUCGACUACGAAUAAACACUAUAUCUAAUGACUUGAUGACAACAGGCAACCUCCAGGUGUUACUACCAAGCAACUACUUAGCUGACUCGAGGCUAAUUGUACGAACACAUAAGCGAUGUGAACGAAUGGGAAAUACAACGUUAGGA
Priapulus caudatus is the source of this 1719-nucleotide messenger RNA. RefSeq names its product amine sulfotransferase-like. Gene Ontology annotation, molecular function: sulfotransferase activity. The transcript has 9 exons. Gene Ontology annotation, biological process: sulfation. Lineage: Eukaryota; Metazoa; Priapulida; Priapulimorpha; Priapulimorphida; Priapulidae. Gene Ontology annotation, cellular component: cytoplasm. Bases 572 to 1588 code for a protein of 338 amino acids. The record is from RefSeq and is a predicted model, not a curated record.